AUGUGGCAAUCUUUAAUCAAUUUAUGUAAUUCGAAUAGCUUAGUAUUCGAACCAAAAUCCAUCAGAGUGGAUUUCGAAAAGAGUGCACAUUUAGCAAUUCAGCACUGUUUUCCACUAUACAAUAUAUAUGGUUGCCGAUUCCAUCUAGGACAGGCUUGGUAUAGAAAGCUUAAUCAAGAUUUUCUAUCUCUAAGCAAUGAAUAUAAAGCUAAUACAGAAGUCGGAAAAUGGAUUAAAUAUUUCUUUGGUUUAUCUUUUAUUUCCCCUGAAGAAGUUUCUGAUGUAUUUUGCGAGUUGAUCGAAAGAGCACCAAAUAGCGACGUAUUACAUUUUAGUGAUUACAUAUAUGAAAAUUAUCUUCAAGAAAAUUGUUUAUUUCCUUUAGAGAUGUUGGCAGAAAUUCCAUCAAAUUUACCUAAAACUACUAAUAUGGACCUGAGGCAUUUCAUUCGCAUUAUAAUGCACAAUUUUACAGUACUCAUGUACUCAAGUAUGGCAUUUUUAUAA
Messenger RNA from Macrosiphum euphorbiae (potato aphid), 507 nucleotides. NCBI's taxonomy places the organism in Eukaryota, Metazoa, Arthropoda, Insecta, Hemiptera, Aphididae. The record is from the annotation of a GenBank genome assembly.